AUGCCCAGCUACUAUCCGCGUCCGGGUUCCCAUCUUCCGCAGACAGAUGGCCCUGCAAGCCGUCACUCGUCGCCGGGACCAGCUCCCAAGUCACAGACGCCCCCGACUACCCCGCCGCCUUCUCUAGACUACGCCCCGCGAGCAUCGGACGACAAGGCCCUGACGGCGUUUGCGCAACUGGGAGCGCUGCGCCUGAAUGCGCGGAGAUGUCUCAUAUCCUUCUUCGACAGGACCGACUGCUUCCUCCUCGCCGAAGCCACGCGCACUCUGUCGUUGCAGACUGGCGAGCCCGAAUUCGAAGACGACCGUUUGUGCUUCGGUACCACCAUCUUCCCCAAAGAGCAGAGCCUCUGUAACUACACCGUCAACCUCGCUCCCAAAUACAGCACGCUCCCUCUCGACGAUCCGAGCGACCUUCCUUCCCUCGUCGUCAACGAUCUCAGCAAAGACAAACGCUUCUGCAACUUCCCCUUUGUCCAGGGCCCACCAUACUCGCGCUUCUAUGCCGGAGUACCAAUCCGCAGCCCAAGCGGCCACAGCAUCGGUACAUACUGCGUUCUGGACGAGAACCCGCGGGACGGCUUGUCGCCGCACCAGCUCGCUUUCCUGAAGAGCAUGGCAGGCACAGUGAUGCGGCACUUGGAAAGGACCAGGGCAGCGGAAGACCAUCGCCGGGCCAAGAUUAUGGUCAAGAGUCUGGGAUCUUUUGCUGAAGGGAAGAGCGGCUUGGAGAACUGGACCGUCGAUCCCUGGGAUCAGGAGACAGGGCAGUCGUCAGGUCUGCCAGAUGCGAUCAUACCCCAGCGCCAGCGUCCUUCUGCCAAUUCCGACGCUGCGCAAGAUCCAGUUGUGCUUAAUGGAAAUAUAGAUCCGGCUAUGAGAAUCCCGAAGGACACUCCACCUGCGACCGGUGCGCCGCCGAGCCUAGUCAACGGAGAGACAGUCGAUACUAUGCGUCCGGAGAUGACUACUACGACGUCGUCCACUUCCACGAAAGGCUUCAUCAAGACCGAUCAAAAGGAUAGAGUGGCCCCAGAACUGAGGGCUCACUUCACACGGGCAGCGAACAUGAUCGUAGACUCAACCGAGGCAGAAGGCGUGGCAUUCUUUGACGCGAAAAUCAGCACCUUUGGAGGACUUGUUGACGACGACUUCGAUCCCGAUCAGCUACCUGAGCCGGACAAACCUUGCGAUAUAUUAGGGGCGGCGCUUUGCAGAACCGAUCGCGACACGAAGCCGCUACCCAACACCGGAGAAUGCAUCUCAGAAAGUGUUCUUAGACACCUCCUGCGACUCUAUCCACAUGGCCAGAUUUUCCAUCUCGACGACGAUCCUGCAACUCCUUCGGUCGCCUCGCCAUCGACAGCUGGUGUGGACGAAGUCGAGUCAGCCGAUGGCUUUCCGUUCAGUACACCGCGCAAAACAGAAUCUACCAGAAGCUUGGACGACGAAGCUUACUUGAGGAGGGUGUUUCCUACCGCUCGGAGUUUGAUACUCUAUCCACUGUGGGACCCGCAUCGCGAACGCUGGUUUGCCACGGCUGUCAUCUGGAGUUCGGAACCGAAGAGAAUAUUCACGACCGAACAGGAGCUCAGCUACCUGGCAGCGUUCAGCAACUUUGUCAUGGCUGAGGUCGCUCGUCUAGACACAAAACUAGCUGAUGCUGCAAAGGCCGAUUUCAUCUCGUCGAUCAGCCAUGAGCUGCGGUCACCACUGCACGGCAUUCUGGGAAUGACAGAUCUGUUGAAGGAUUCCCCUCUAGAUGGCCAGCAGGUAUCACAUGUGGCAACAAUCGAGACAUGUGGAAAGACUCUACUGGAAACUAUCAAUCACGUUCUUGACUUUGCCAAAAUCAACAAUCUGACCCGAGGAGUUUCGAAGCGCCAGAAGAAACGAACACAGAGCGCGAAGCAUAUGAUCAGUCCGGGCCAAGCUCAUACCAAUGAUAUCAUGACACUAAUCAACGACGUCGACAUGAGCAUUUUGACAGAAGAUGUGGUCGAGAGUGUCUUCGCAGGCUACACCUACGCGAAGACGUCUGCUCAAACAUACGAGUUAACCGCCUCUAAAGUAAACAAGCCGCCGAUAUCUAUCAUUCUCGAUAUCAACCAGAGCGACAACUACGUCUUUCGCACGCAGCCUGGCGCAUGGCGGCGAGUCAUCAUGAACCUGUUCGGCAACAGCCUGAAGUAUACACCGGGUGGGUACAUCAAGGUGAAGCUUGAGGUUAAGCGAAAGCCUGAAGACGAGGACGAGACCUGCGAGUUUCGAUUCUCGGUGACCGACUCUGGUAUUGGAAUGUCAGAGGACUAUAUCAAUAAUAGGCUCUUCCACUCCUUUGCGCAGGAGAAUCCUUUGAGUCAGGGCACAGGUCUAGGUCUGUCAAUCGUCAAACAGAUUGUGGAAUCUCUGGGAGGCGAGGUAGAAGUGCGUAGUGAGAAAGACCGCGGCACCAAGUUUACAGUCACAUGUCCAUUGAAAGAGUCACGAAUGUCUCCCAACUUCUGUGCAACCGGUCCAGAAGGAGAGAAAGAUCUGCAGCUACAACAGGUCACUAAGCGCACCAAGGGUCUGAAAGUGAGGUUUGACGGUUUCAAUGAGGAAGAGGAGUACCAUGUUAGAGACUUGAAGAACAAGACAGCCUCGAAGCUAUCAUUGAAGGCGCUCGACAGCCUUUGUGCUGAGUGGUUCGGUAUCGAACGAUGCGAGGAGGGCGACAAUGCGGCCGAACCAGACCUGAUCAUCGCCACCGAAACCUGCGCCAAAGCGUUACGGACUACAUACAGCCAGUCUCCCGGUCGAGUGUCUCCCACCCCCGUGAUAGUUGUGUGCCAGGGCGCCGCAGCAGCACAAUCUACAACAGCCAUCACAGUGCCGGGGAUCAUCUUCGAAUGUAUCGGCCAGCCCGUCGGGCCCCACAAGAUGUCGAAGGCCCUAGCCUCGUGUCUCGAUCGACACGCAAGACGCGCCGAGACACAGAAAAUGGACAUGAAGUCGAUGAUCCCACGGAUAACAGAGCUCAGUCUAAAGGAGGAAGCAACUCCCCGUCGCACCGACCACCUGCAUGUCGUAGAGCCAUCUCGACCGCAGCUCACCAGCAUUAGUAGUGCCCCCGAGAUACGCUCAAUCAACAACAGCCCACCCCGAACAUCCAAAUACCUAAAACCUUCGCGCGCACUGCGCUGUCUCUGCGUAGACGACAACCCCAUCAACCUCCGCCUCCUGCGUACCUUCGUCGACAAGCUCGGCCACCAACACGUGCUCGCCGCCGACGGCCUCGAAGCACUAGAAGCCUACAAAGCCGCCAGCGACGAAGACUCGCGCAUCGACGUCGUCCUCAUGGACAUCAACAUGCCCAUCAUGGACGGCCUCGAAGCCACCCGCCAAAUCCGCGCCCACGAGAUCCGUUCCAACCUCCCCAAAGUCACCAUCAUCGCCCUCACCGGCGUCGCCGACACCGACAUCCAACAAGAAGCCAACUCCAGCGGCAUCAACCUCUUCCUCAUCAAGCCCGUCCGUCUCGCUGAUCUCGAAGUCAUCCUCAAAGGCGUGGUUACCGGCCAAGACAAAGCGAACCUAGAGCUUGAAGCAGAGAAAGAGCGGAUUAAACAGGCGGAAGCAGAUGCUAUCCUCAAAGUGGAAAGCGUGGAUGAGAAAACACGCAGUAUCAACGUGGGUGUGGCUGUCGUCAAGGGCGAGGACGAUAUACAGAAGGCGGUUAAAGUGUUCGAGCACAAGAAGAGUGCGUCGGUGAUAUGA
Molecule: messenger RNA, 3759 nt
Organism: Alternaria arbusti
Lineage: Eukaryota; Fungi; Ascomycota; Dothideomycetes; Pleosporales; Pleosporaceae
Exons: 3
Coding region: 1-3759 (1252 amino acids)
Biological process (GO): phosphorylation; phosphorelay signal transduction system
Molecular function (GO): protein binding; phosphorelay sensor kinase activity
Source: RefSeq, a predicted model, not a curated record